Messenger RNA from Ctenopharyngodon idella (grass carp), 4167 nucleotides. RefSeq names its product protein mono-ADP-ribosyltransferase PARP9-like. Gene Ontology annotation, cellular component: nucleus; cytoplasm. Bases 172 to 2151 code for a protein of 659 amino acids. The record is from RefSeq and is a predicted model, not a curated record. Gene Ontology annotation, molecular function: ubiquitin-like protein ligase binding; transcription corepressor activity. The transcript has 6 exons. Gene Ontology annotation, biological process: negative regulation of gene expression; positive regulation of type II interferon-mediated signaling pathway. NCBI's taxonomy places the organism in Eukaryota, Metazoa, Chordata, Actinopteri, Cypriniformes, Xenocyprididae.
ACAGUAUGUUGUUUGCCAUAUAGCGUCUGUUCGCAUUGAAGGUCGCACAGCUUUUUCUUUCGAUUUCAAUUCGACGAACUUUGUUAUUUUUGACAGUCAUUGACGUGUCUGUCUUGACAUAAGUUUGUUAAUCCUAAGCCAGAGGUCUGUGUCCUGAGGAAGCUACAUGCCAUGAGUAACAUACAACAGAUUCCACUGGUUCCAGGGCACGCUGCCAUUCUGAAAAAGUGUCAAAGUGCCUUUUGCCAUGCUGUUAAAGCAAAAUUUAAUUGCAUGGCUAUUCUCCACAACAUGGAAGAGGCUGGCUCCUUUGGUAGUAACAGUGGUGUCUUGCGUGCUGAGAAGAGGUACUCCACAAAGCUGUCCAACCGAGUGGAAAUAUCAAUCUGGAAAGAUGAUCUUACCCGUCAUCAAGUGUAUGCUGUGGUCAAUGCAGCCAAUGAGAAGCUUAACCAUACAGGAGGUCUUGCACAAGCCCUGAGUGAUGCUGGGGGACCAAUGAUCCAGAAAUGGAGUGAUGAUAUUAUACAGCGAGUGCAAAGAGUGAAAACCGGUGAUGCUGUGCUCACUCCUGCUGGAAAUCUCCCAUGUAAAUAUAUCAUACAUGCUGUUGGUCCCUGCUUGGCUCCAAACCCAAACAAGAAGGAUAUUGAUCGAGCAACACCCUUCUUAUAUAAUGCUAUCUUUAGAAUUCUAGAAAUAGCUGUAAUACAUAACAUUUCCUCUGUUGCUAUUCCUGCUCUGAGUUCUGGCCUUUUCCAUUUUCCAAGAGAUCUCUGUGCAGACAUUAUUAUAAAGGCUAUAAAGCAGUUCCAUGACUUGAAUGGGUUUCAAGGCAAGAACUUAGAAAUCCAUCUUGUUAAUAAUGAUGAACCCACUGUCCAAGAAAUGGAGAGAGCCACUAGAGCGAUUUUAGGUCCACCCAGCAUCUCUGCCGUGGAUCUCUACAGUGGAGCUUUGCAUUUGAAAACAUGGAGUAAGUCCCAAGUAUACAAUGCCAUGGCAACAAGCUUUGCUUCUGCAGCCAAAGAAACCACAGCAAAUGAAACACCCACUGUUGAGUUCCACAGUGUCUCCAAGGAGGCUGAGAGAGAGGCAAAAGUAUGGGCAUUUAAUAUGCUUAAGCAAUCAGAUAACAUGACAAUAAGGAAUAACCAUGUCAUAUACCUUGACCAGAGAGACCAUGAAAACAUGCUUUCUCUUCAAGCCAAGUUUCGUGUUCACAUCAAGAAGUUUUUAAGGAGUGGUAAUGGUGGCAUAACCAUCACUGGAAGUCCUUCAGAUGUCAGCUGUGCAGCAAUUGAGGUGGAGUCCAUGCUUUGUAAGGCCCAGGAGGACUUUACUGAAGCUGAAGAAAAUUACAUUCUGUAUUCUGUGGUUCGCUGGAGCUGUGAAGAUGAACCUUGGAUACAAACACCUGAAAUCAGUGCAGUUUUGGAGAAAGCUUAUCUGGCAGGGAGUAAAGAAAUUACGUUCAGCAACCACAAAGUCAGGUUUAAGUCCAUGGUUUUGAUUGACGACAAUGGAGGAUUUAGCGCAGUGAAGAGGACAUGCCUGUUGGAUCCUUUUGAGCCUCUUACAAAUUCAUUUUAUGCAAGAACUCCUGUGAGCAGCAAGGACUAUUUGGACAAAGAAGGAAGGAGAACCUUGGAGGCUUUUGGGUUCCGUAUCGUCAAGGUGGAGAAGCUAGAGAACAACGCACUGAAGCAGCUGUUUGACAAAAAUGAACAGAGAAUGAAAGACAAACCGAGGCGCCUCUACCAGCGUGUGUCAGCUCAGUUCUGUGAUCUCAUCUGUAGAGUAGGCUUUCAGAAAGAGUUUGCUCCUCCUGCAGGUAACACAAAUGUGAAGACAUUGAGAAUAAUAAUUAGGUUUUUGUGUUCUUUUCUGAAGGCGUUUCUUGUAAAAGGAGCUGAAGGCGUUUCUCCUUCCAAGGAGCAGGAACAUGAGCAGUACAUCUACAUCAUUCAGGCCCGGGUCCUCACUGGGAAAUCCACGGAUGGUUUUCCACAUUCUAUUUUGUCUCCUAACAAAAAACAAGCCCCUUUGAAUCGUUAUGAUUGCUUGUCUGACAGGGGACAUGUCAUCUUCAGCAGUCAACAAGCUCUUCCUGAAUGCCUGAUCAUAUGUGACAAACUGACCGCUGUGUAGCUGCUCACAGAAAUAUGCAAUAACAAAGCACAUUAAAAAUAUUGUCAUAUCAGCGUAAAAAGUCAUAACACAACAAAUACAGAAAUUUACAAAUGUAAAAUAAAGGUCUUUAUAAUAAUUAGUCUACAUCAUAUUACUGGAUGACUGAUGGUAAUAUAUGCUGGUGAAAAUUAUUAUUAUUAUUAAUUUUUUUUUGAUGUGCUAAACCUGCUUUAAUGUAACCAACUUUGACUAGAAUUGCUCCUUCUUUCUUUCAGACAGUUUCUCACAGGUCUUGCUACUGUACUGCUGUUACUCUUAACAUUUGCAUGAAAUUAUUUUGUUUUUAAUAUGAAGACAUUUAUAAAUAGGGGUGGGCGAUAUGACCAAACUCUUGUAUCACGAUAUGAGUAAUUUUAUAUCACGAUAAUGAUAUAUAUCAUGCAUAUCAUGAUAUAGUAAUUUUUGCCUUAAGAUUUUUAUGAUAUCAAAAUUUUUCAUACCAUUGAAAUUUCAUAAUUCUUAUCACCAAUUUCAAUAUCAUUUAAAAAUUUAAUACUAGCCUAAAAAACUCUCAAGCUUACUGAAGACAAAUAAACAGUGAUAAAGAAAGAGCAAAGAAAACAAACUACAGUAGAACAAAGACAGACGAAACAGACCUACCUGAAAAACUUCAAGCACUAGAAAAUGUCAAAGGUCAAAGGUCAAAGUCAAAGGUAUAAAAAACAAUGCAUAGUCUUUACUGUGUAAAUUAAAUAUACAUUUAUUCUUAUUAAGGUUACAAAAGCAAGCAGUGAGAGAUUUUCUCUCUUUUUUUCUUUCUUUUUUUGUUUUGUUGUUUGAUUAGCAUAAUGACAGCAGGUAAAUUUGGAUGCUAUGCUGUCCGUUUAAGAAUGACUGCACCGAUCCAUUAUACUCAAGCCUUGUCUUUCUCAACUGUACUCAAUUAAGACAUAAAUGGCUCUGUUUACUUGCAAAUACGUGGUCACUUUGACAUAUAGGCAUGUGUAUUUAACCGUUAAAGCCCAAUUAUGCAGCAAAAAGCACUCAGUUCAGUCCUCACGCGCUCUAUGAGCAGCGGCUUCAUGUCGCGACGGCGCUGAGAAACAGUCUCUCAGAGAGCGCGUGCAUAUGCUGAAAUGGGUUGUCUUUCGCUGCUAAUUGCGCUUCAACGGUUUAAAACCGCUUGCUUUUAAAACGCAAUGCUUAAAAACUCGUGCAAAUGAUAAAGCUUUUGUGACCGCGCAGCAUAGCAACCUCACUUGCGUAACCGCAACAGAGACGAUAGUCAAAAAUCUCUGCCGGUUGACAAAUUUCUACCCGCUAAUCGUGUUUACCAGUUUACCCCCAUCCCUACUUAUUGUCCAUAAAAUAAUUUAAUAGCUUAAUAACAAUUUAACAUCCAGCACGUCUCUAAUUCGCGAUCGCUUUCUGAGAGGUUUCUGUCCGCGCACUUUGGCAGUGUGCCAGUCAGCACGAGCGCUGCACCGAGUUUCUUUUCAGGAUAUAUUGCGCUCAUAACUCUUUAACAUCAAGCACGUCCCGCUCUUUAUAUCCUUAUUCAUGCAUUUCAUUACUCUGAAGUGUCAAUAGAGCAAUAUAUAUAUAUAUAUAUAUAUAUAUAUAUAUAUAUAUAUACUGUCUGCGAUAUGUACGAUAGCCUAUAGCAAAGUCUCUAACGAUAGACAUUUUAUUUCGUGGUAACGAUAUCGUCAUAUCGCCCAGCUCUAUUUAUAAAUAUUAAUUGGUGUUGAAAAAACAAAAAAAAAACAACAACAACAAAAAAACAUUGUUUUCUUGUUAUAAGUUAAUCUUUAUCAGUUGAAUGUAGAAUGUCAGUGAGGGUAAAUGAUUUGGCUGAUGGGUUUAUAGUUUCAAACUAUAUGCUUAAAUUCAUUCAUUAAUUAAUGCAAUAUAAAUAAUCUUUGACUGUUUAUUUGAUCAGUUAUCAAGGCCUUCCUGUACAUGUAAUGUGAUCUGCACAACUGAAUUAUAUUGAAUGCUUUUACUUCAAUAAAUGCUAAAUUUCAAUCAAAA